Molecule: messenger RNA, 513 nt
Organism: Ilex paraguariensis (yerba mate)
Lineage: Eukaryota; Viridiplantae; Streptophyta; Magnoliopsida; Aquifoliales; Aquifoliaceae
Source: the annotation of a GenBank genome assembly
AUGAGGGUAAUCAUUGCUCACCAGCGAAGUAGAGUCGAUCAACUCUACGGCAUUGACGUCCGCAACACAGACUGGAAGAGUCUGAGGGGACGGUGUUGGACCAAGUUUUGGGAAGUGAAGGAUCGGUGGGAAAUUUCACAGGAAGAUUUGGGGAAUUUGUGGUGGGGUUUGGGGUUGGUAGAAGAAGAUGUGGGGUCCAAGUGGACGAAGACGAGGGUCAGUGUGGCUAUGGACACGUAUGAGAGUUUGUUGAGGAAGAUCUGGAUGUGCCUUUCCAUAUCUGGAGAUGUUUUCUUUUUCUUUUUAGUUUUGGCUAGUGAGAGAUGGGGAUUGAAGGUUUGGGAUCCUCCAUUGUUGAUCUUGAUCAACUGGAGAAGGACCAGAUUUGGGAGGAGAGAGACAGGGAGGGACGACAAUGCUGAGUUGGGCCUUGGAGUCCAAUACGACGUCGUUUGGCAAAGUGGCAUGUGCUCCCUAAACGAGCAUCGUUUGGGAGUUGGGAUUGGGGCGUGA